CAAAUUGUUAUACGUAAAAAUGUUCGCACGUGUAAAAACUGUAAUUACGUGCCCGUUAUGGCAAUACAAAGCAGCGCCACUUUUCACUUUCAUUCGCUUCGUCAGCGCGUGAGAAACACUCACCCUCUCACUAUACUGUAACUGACAUCCAUGCCGCUCGACACAACCCACGAUCGCCAAAACCAGUCAAUCAAGAAACGCAAUUUGGCAUUUAUCUACUCUAUUUUUGAUUAAUUAUUCGUACUAUGCGUGUAUCUCUCUAUAUCCUCUCAGAUACACACGCAGCAGACAGACAGACGAUCACACUUUGAUGUGGGUGCAUUCGACUUUUGGCGAGGCUGAAAUGAAGUGUUUGCAGUUGUAUUGAGCUCUAGAAAUCGCGGAUAUUUUCAGUGUUCAAACAGUUGGAUGCCAUGAAUCUGAGGCAGCGACCGCCUCCGACGCGCAACCGUGGGCCUUACGCGGCUCAGCCUCCACCACCGCAGCUGUUGUCGGAGCCCUUCAACAUCAUUCCAAUACACAACCUCCUCCUGGACCACCCCUCCCUCCGCUUCCCAGAGGUACGCGCCGCCGCCGCCGCCUUGCGCUCCGCCGGGGACCUCCGCAAACCGCCGUUCAACCCAUGGCACGACUCCAUGGACCUCCUAGACUGGCUCGGCUUGUUCUUCGGCUUCCAAAGGGACAACGUGAGGAAUCAGAGGGAGCAUUUGGUGCUCCACUUGGCCAACUCCCAAAUGCGCCUACAGCCGCCGCCCUCCGCCCCCGACCGCCUCGACGGCGGCGUGCUCCGGCGGUUCCGCGUGAAGCUCCUGAAGAAUUACAACUCGUGGUGCUCGUAUUUGGGGAAAAGGUCUCAAGUUCGUCUCCCCAGCCGCCACAACCCGGAUCUCGAACGCCGUGAGCUCUUGUAUGUGUGCCUUUAUCUACUGAUAUGGGGCGAAGCCGCAAACUUGCGGUUUCUCCCCGAGUGUUUGUGUUACAUAUAUCAUCACAUGGCGUUGGAACUUAAUUUCAUUCUUGAUGAUCAUGUUGAUGAGAGUACUGCGCAGCUUUUUGUUCCGUCUACUUGCAAGCAGUAUGGUUUCUUGGAUUAUGUUGUUAAGCCGAUUUAUACUACGAUAAAGGGUGAGGCCGCCAGGAGCAGGAAUGGGACUGCUCCACAUUCCGCGUGGAGAAACUAUGAUGAUAUUAACGAGUACUUUUGGAGUAGGAAAUGCUUCAAGAGAGUCAAAUGGCCUCUUGAUUUGUCAAGUAACUUCUUUUUGACUGCAGGCGAAAAGAGGGUGGCGAAGACGGGGUUUGUGGAGCAGCGGACCUUUUGGAAUGUGUUUCGGAGCUUUGAUAGGUUGUGGGUGUUGUUAAUACUCUAUUUUCAGGCUGCUGCAAUUGUUGCUUGGGAAAGGAGGGAGUAUCCAUGGCAGGCAUUGGAGAGCAGGGACGUGCAAGUGGAGUUGCUUACAAUAUUCAUAACGUGGGCUGGUUUGAGGUUUGUGCAAUCGAUUCUUGAUGCUGGCACGCAGUAUAUUUUGGUUACUAGAGAUACAAAGUUGCUUGGUAUCAGAAUGGUUUUGAAAAGUUUGGUUGCUAUGACUUGGGCAAUUGUAUUUGGUGUUUUCUAUGGACAGAUUUGGAGCCAGAAGAAUUCGGAUGGGAUGUGGUCAGAUGAAUCAAACCAAAGGAUUUUUACAUUUCUUAAAGCUGCUUUAGUCUUUGUCGUUCCUGAAUUACUUGCCUUGAUCCUGUUCAUUGUUCCUUGGGUCCGCAAUGUGAUUGAAGAGGCGAAUUGGCGAGUUCUGUAUGUUUUAACAUGGUGGUUCAACACCCGAACAUUUGUGGGGAGAGGUGUUAGAGAGGGGUUAGUUGACAAUGUAAGGUACACCGUGUUCUGGGUGGCAGUGUUGGCUUCCAAAUUCGCUUUCAGUUACUUCCUUCAAAUUAAACCUCUUGUAGAACCAACAAGAAUACUCCUCAAUCUCACAGGCGUGAAAUAUCCUUGGCAUGAAUUUUUUACUAGCACCAACAGAAUGGCAGUGGUGGUGUUGUGGGCGCCAGUUGUGUUGAUAUAUUUAGUGGAUAUGCAGAUCUGGUAUACAAUAUUUGCCUCUCUGUGGGGGUCGGCAAUAGGGUUGUUCUUACAUAUAGGCGAGAUUCGAAACAUUGGCCAGCUCAGGCUUAGAUUCCAGUUCUUUGCAAGUGCAUUGCAGUUUAAUCUGAUGCCAGAGGAUCAGACUCUUAGUUCGGAGGCAAACGUAGUUCACAAACUGCGUGAUGCAAUUCACCGUCUUAAGCUCCGUUAUGGCCUUGGUCAGCCAUACAAGAAGAUGGAAUCAAGUCAGGUUGAAGCUACUAGGUUUGCACUAAUAUGGAAUGAGAUAAUCAUCACUUUAAGAGAGGAAGACCUCCUCAGCGAUCAUGAACUGGAGCUACUGGAAUUGCCACCCAACUGUUGGGAUAUCAAAGUAAUACGGUGGCCCUGUGCUCUAUUGUGCAAUGAGCUGUUAAUUGCUCUGAGCCAAGCUAGAGAACUUGCAGAUGCACCUGACAGGUGGUUGUGGUCUCGUAUAUGCCAGAAUGAGUAUCGAAGGUGUGCAGUCACUGAAGCUUAUGAUAGUCUCAAGUACUUGCUUCUUGAGAUUAUAAAAUAUGAAUCAGAUGAACACUCAAUAGCUACAAGAUUUUUCAAGGAGGUUGAUGAUCACAUUAGCUUCGAAAAGUUCACAGGGGUCUAUAGAACAUCAAUUCUUCCCAAAAUUCAUGACCGGUUGAUAUCUCUUAUUGAGCUUCUCCUCAAGCCUGAGAAGGAUAUCGAUAAAUUGGUGAAUGUACUUCAAGCCUUGUAUGAGCUUGCAGUACGGGAACUUCCACGAGUGAAGAAGACUGUUGGUCAGUUAAGGCACGAAGGUUUGGCACCUUCCAAUCCAAACGCUGCAGUCUUACUAUUUGAAAAUGCAGUUCAGGUGCCAGAUGUUGAUGAUGCGUUCUUCUACAGGCAGUUGCGUCGUUUGCACACAAUUCUUAGUUCACGGGACUGGAUGCAGAAUGUCCCAAAAAAUCUGGAGGCAAGACGACGGAUUGCUUUCUUUAGUAAUUCCCUAUUUAUGAACAUGCCUCGUGCGCCACAGGUUGAGAAAAUGAUGGCCUUCAGUGUCUUGACUCCUUACUAUGACGAGGAAGUCUUGUUCGGAAAGGAAAGUCUGAGAAGUCCCAAUGAAGAUGGUAUCUCAACCUUGUUUUAUCUGCAGAAAAUUUAUGAUGAUGAGUGGGCAAAUUUUAUGGAACGUAUGCGCGGGGAAGGACUGCAAGAUGAUGGUGAAAUAUGGACUUCCAAAUCAAGGGAUCUCAGGCAAUGGGCAUCCUGCAGGGGUCAGACACUGUCUCGAACUGUCAGAGGAAUGAUGUAUUACUACAGGGCUCUUAAGAUGCUUUCCUUUCUUGAUGACGCCUCGGAGAUGGACAUAAGACAAGGAUCACAAGAUAUUCCUUCAGCUGGUUCAUUGAGAAAUAACAGCAGCAGCAUCAAUAUUCAAGGCUUAGGCACACCCAAUGCUCGAAACCUCAGGAGGGCAGGAAGUAGUGUCAGCCUGCUUUACAAAGGCACCGAGUUUGGUGUUGCUCUUAUGAAGUUCACUUAUGUGGUUGCCUGCCAAAUGUAUGGGGUGCAUAAGGGGAAAGGUGAUUCACGCGCUGAUGAGAUCUUAUACUUGAUGAAAAAUAAUGAGGCCCUUCGAGUUGCUUAUGUUGAUGAGGUUCACUUGGGAAGAGAAGAGGUGGAAUACUAUUCGGUCUUGGUGAAGUAUGAUCAACAGCUAAAAAAAGAAGUGGAAAUCUAUCGCAUCAAAUUACCUGGCCCGCUGAAACUUGGGGAGGGUAAACCUGAAAAUCAAAAUCAUGCAAUAAUAUUCACCCGUGGUGAUGCUUUGCAGACAAUUGACAUGAAUCAGGAUAGCUACUUUGAGGAGGCACUUAAGAUGCGGAAUCUGUUGGAGGAAUUCAAAGUCAAUUAUGGCAUCAGGAAGCCGACAAUUCUGGGGCUUCGUGAAAAUAUAUUCACGGGUUCUGUUUCAUCAUUAGCUUGGUUCAUGUCUGCUCAGGAGAUGAGUUUUGUCACACUAGGGCAGCGUGUACUCGCCAAUCCUCUGAAAGUGAGGAUGCACUAUGGACAUCCUGAUGUCUUCGACAGGUUCUGGUUUUUGACUAGAGGUGGUAUAAGCAAAGCUUCAAGAGUUAUCAAUAUUAGUGAAGACAUAUUUGCUGGAUUCAAUUGCACAUUAAGGGGUGGCAAUGUGACUCAUCAUGAAUACAUGCAAGUGGGUAAGGGAAGGGAUGUAGGAUUGAAUCAGAUCUCCAUGUUUGAGGCCAAGGUUGCAAGUGGAAAUGGGGAGCAGAUUUUGAGCAGAGAUAUAUACAGAUUGGGUCAUAGACUUGACUUCUUUCGUAUGCUUUCUGUCUUCUAUACAACAGUGGGUUUCUUCUUCAACAACAUGAUGGUGGUGAUCAUGGUUUACACAUUUCUGUGGGGACGCUUGUACCUUGCUCUCAGCGGUGUUGAGGAGUAUGCUACAAAUUCUGAGAACAAUAAGGCCUUAGGUGCAAUUAUAAAUCAGCAAUUCAUUAUCCAGAUUGGUAUUUUCACAGCCCUUCCAAUGAUUGUAGAGAACUCACUUGAACAUGGGUUUCUUUCAGCAAUUUGGGAUUUUCUCACGAUGCAGUUGGAGCUUGCUUCAUUUUUCUAUACUUUUUCAAUGGGAACACGUGCACAUUUCUUUGGUCGGACCAUUCUGCAUGGAGGUGCCAAAUACCGUGCAACAGGGCGUGGUUUUGUUGUGCAGCACAAGAGCUUCGCGGAAAAUUACAGGCUAUAUGCCCGGAGCCACUUCGUGAAGGGCAUUGAACUUGGAGUUAUUUUGAUUGUUUAUGCCUCCACUAGCCGGUCCACAAUAGAUGCCUUUGUUUACAUUGCCAUGACAAUAUCUAGUUGGUUCCUUGUAGUAUCAUGGAUCAUGGCUCCCUUUAUCUUUAAUCCUUCUGGUUUCGACUGGCUGAAAACUGUAUAUGAUUUUGAUGAUUUUGUAAACUGGAUAUGGUACAGAGGGAUUUUAGUGAAAGCCGAUCAGAGCUGGGAGACGUGGUGGUAUGAGGAACAGGACCACUUUAGAACAACUGGUCUCUGGGGAAAAUUGCUGGAGAUAAUUUUGGAUCUUCGAUUCUUCUUUUUCCAGUAUGGUAUUGUGUACCAUUUGGAUAUUUCAAAUGGUAAGACAAGUAUUAUUGUAUACUUGUUAUCAUGGAUCUAUCUAAUUGUGGCUGUGGGUAUAUAUAUAGUCGUAGCAUAUGCCCGGGAUAAAUAUGCUGCAACGGAGCACAUCUAUUAUAGAGUGGUUCAAUUCCUUGUUAUUGUCGUUAUAGUGCUUGUGGUUGUUCUACUUCUACACUUCAGCGACGUCACGGUUAGUGACUUUAUCAAAAGUUUUAUGGCAUUUGUCCCAACUGGAUGGGGCAUCAUACUUAUUGCCCAAGUGCUCAGGCCUUUCCUGCAGUCCAGUGUAGUUUGGGAGACCGUCGUGUCCUUGGCUCGUAUAUAUGAUAUGAUGUUUGGAAUAAUAGUCAUGGCUCCAUUGGCCCUUCUCUCAUGGAUGCCUGGAUUUCAACAGAUGCAAACAAGGAUACUCUUUAAUGAAGCUUUUAGCCGGGGACUUCAAAUUUCUCGUAUUCUCACCGGAAAGUCUAACACCGAGACAUGAUUUUGAGGGCUCUGAUUAUAUGGGAAAAGUAUGAUUGCGUCCAAGGCCCACUGCAUUGGUGUCAGGAAGAUAUGUACCUUGUGGAUUAUUAAUCAUCCUCCAAUUAUGUCAAUCUUAUCUAUCUCAUCCACCAAACCAAAUGCCUCGUUAGAGAAUAUCAUAUGACCAUAUGAAUCAAAUUGGAGAAAGAAGCUCUCCUGGAGCUGAGUUGAGUAAAGAGUGUUUAUGGUGCGCUGCGCUGCCUUGGGAUUCUGCAACUAGACUUGUUUCCUAGUGUUUGUGUGGAUCAUGUGAUGUGCCAAGAACCAUGUUGCAGGUGCUAUAGAAUGGUGAUGAAGAUCAUGGUUCCUAUUGACAUUGUGCAGUAGAUUAUAAUUAUAAAUUUGGGCUCUCCAUGGCAGUAGGUAAAGCAGACAGUCAUUGCUGUAGUAUCGAUUUUCAUUUUUGGGAUUGUACAUGCACAACUAGUCAUUUGUUAAUAGUCGGCAUUUUGUUUUAGUAGCUUUGGAUGCUUAUGGGCAGGAAUUUGACCAUCCUAGUUGCGAUUCCAUUUCAGUUGAUGUAAUUUUUUGCAUUAACAAACAUCCAGACUCCAUUCGAGUA
Molecule: messenger RNA, 6344 nt
Organism: Salvia miltiorrhiza (redroot sage)
Lineage: Eukaryota; Viridiplantae; Streptophyta; Magnoliopsida; Lamiales; Lamiaceae
Product: callose synthase 11-like
Exons: 3
Coding region: 414-5741 (1775 amino acids)
Biological process (GO): (1->3)-beta-D-glucan biosynthetic process
Cellular component (GO): plasma membrane; 1,3-beta-D-glucan synthase complex
Molecular function (GO): 1,3-beta-D-glucan synthase activity
Source: RefSeq, a predicted model, not a curated record